CACACACAAGUUUCAGUCUUCAAUGGGAGUGUACCAGAGACGCCCUUCAUAAUCUUUUUUGUUUUCUUUACGAAUCAAUUAUCCCUUCUUCUUCUUCUUCUUCUUCUUCUUCUGUGAGUCCUUUUUCUUUUUUUUUUUUUUGGUUUCAGUUUCAGAGAUUACGCCAUCCAUUUUUUUUUCUUUAUCUCUGUGUCUUGCAUCAACGAAUGUGCGUCUGAGGGUUCUUUGUUUUGGAAUUUGGUGAGAUGGGUAGUGUCUCCUCCGAUGAUGGCUCCGACCAACUCAGCGAGCGUUGUGGGAGCUACAGUUUGAGUGCGGAUGUCAGUGAGUCGGAGAGUUGUAGUAGCUUUUCUUGCCGGAGGUUUGAUGGGGAAGGGGCUUCCAGCUCGAUGGCCUCUUCCCCACAUCCUGUUUCUGGGAAUUUCUGCUUUCCGCCGCCGGUUUCGUUGCCGGUGCUUGCAGGCAAGGAUGUUUUUCUUUGGGAUGACAAGUCUAAGAAACGGGACGCUGAUUUAUCUGAAGUCGAGAUGAUGAAGGAGAGAUUUGCCAAACUGCUCCUUGGUGAAGACAUGUCAGGGGGAGGGAAAGGGGUUUGCACAGCCCUUGCCAUCUCAAAUGCCAUUACCAAUCUCUCUGCUAGCGUAUUUGGUGAAUUAUGGAGAUUGGAGCCACUGGCACCACAGAAAAGAGCAAUGUGGCACCGAGAAAUGGAAUGGCUUCUAUGUGUUUGUGAUUCCAUUGUGGAGCUUGUUCCUACAGUUCAGCCUUUCCCCGGUGGAGGUACUUAUGAAGUAAUGAUGUCUAAACUGCGCUCGGACUUGCACAUGAACCUCCCUGCCUUAAAGAAGCUCGAUGCAUUGCUGCUUGGUAUUCUUGGUGGGUUUUGCCAUACAGAAUUUUGGUAUGUUGAUCGGGGGAUAGUUCUGGGCGACUUAAAUGACUGUAACGAUUUCCUGCCCGGUGGAAGGCCUUCAAUCAGGCAAGAAGAUAAGUGGUGGCUUCCUUGCCCAAAAGUUCCAGCAGAUGGUCUGUCUGAAGAUGCCAGAAAGAGGUUGCAGCAGUGCAGGGACUGUACUAAUCAAAUACUCAAAGCAGCCAUGGCAAUCAAUAGUAACGUACUUGCAGAAAUGGAAGUUCCUACUGCUUACAUGGAAACCUUGCCGAAGCAGAGUGGAAAAGCUUGCUUGGGAGAUAUAAUUUAUCGCUACAUGACUGCCGACCACUUCUCGCCUGAAUGCCUCCUUGAUUGCUUAGACCUUUCAUCAGAGCAUCACACCCUAGAAAUAGCAAAUAGGAUCGAGGCUUCAAUUCAUAUUUGGAGGCAAAAGGACCAUAAAAGAAGUGGUCACCGCAGCAAGGGAAGACGACCAACUUGGAGUGGCAAGGUCAAGGGCAUUGUUGCGGACCCUAGGAAGAGCAACAAUCUGGCCCGAAGAGCCGAGACCCUUCUUGACAGUCUAAGACUAAGAUUUCCAGGAUUACCACAGACAGCACUAGACAUGGCCAAGAUCCAAUAUAACAAAGACGUGGGGCAGUCAAUUCUUGAGAGCUAUUCAAGGGUAAUGGAGAGUUUGGCUUUCAACAUCAUGGCAAGGAUCGACGAUGUCCUAUACGUAGAUGAUGCAAUCAAGCGAUGUGUCGAAGCGGAAUCAAUCUCACUUUUCAACAGAGGUUUGGGUGGUCUUCCAAUCCAGAAACGUAUGUCUCCCAGUCCCUUCUCAAUCCAUCACAGCCCAUUUGCCUCCCCAUUUGCAACUCCAACUUUCUGUUCCUCAACUCCCAUUGGAGGAAGCCCAGGAAGACUAUCCCCAUCCCCGACUGUAAAAAGAAGCAAUAAUAUGAAAGAAACAGUUCUAAGACAAGACAAACAAAGCCAAAGUGAGAAAGAGAGAAUCUGGUCAUAUGCUGGGAAUCUUAGUGGUAGAAGAGUCUCUGGGGUCACUCCAGAGAGAGAUUGAUUGUUAAAAUUUCACCCCCUCUCAUAUUUUUCUUGAAUUGACAGUGGUAAGUAACUUUGUUAGCUUUGGUGAGACCAUUCUACUGUAUAUUAUUACUUAGCAAGUAGAAAUGUAGAAGAGACAGAUUCAGAAGAAGAUGAGAUGAUUUUGCAAUACAUUUUAUUUUGUAAUUAUAUGCAAUGUGUCCAAAAAAAAAAGUGAAUUUGAUGACAACCUUGGCUUAGGAACAGCACGAGGCGAUUGCCAGAGUAAUCAGGAAUAUUUUUGGGAUCA
Messenger RNA from Benincasa hispida (wax gourd), 2231 nucleotides. RefSeq names its product rho guanyl-nucleotide exchange factor 1 (gene ROPGEF1). Gene Ontology annotation, molecular function: guanyl-nucleotide exchange factor activity. The record is from RefSeq and is a predicted model, not a curated record. NCBI's taxonomy places the organism in Eukaryota, Viridiplantae, Streptophyta, Magnoliopsida, Cucurbitales, Cucurbitaceae.